AUGCUCGAAGCCGAGACCGAAGCGGGCGACUACUGGAAGAAAUGCGGCGACGAAGCACUCGCCCAGAAUGUGAAGGGUAUAAUCAUGAUGGGUGCCCACUGGGCUUGUCUCAACGACAAGAUUGAAGUUGCCACCAACCCUAACCCAGGCAAAAGCCCCUGCCCAUUUGUCACUCCCUCGCUGUACAAGGACUGGGUACCCAACCCCGAUCUAGCCACUGCAAACCGUUGCAUAUCCAUGCUAAAGGCUGAGAGGUUCAACGUCAGCCCAAACCCAACAUUUGACUGGAUCCACGACACAUUUCUUGUCCUGAUCAAGAUGUUUCCGGAUUUCACAAAGUGCCCACCAGUGACCAUAAUCUCCAUGAAUGCUCGCUAUGACCCCUGGUAUCACGUUAAAGUUGGGGCUACACUUCGACCACUCCGCAAGGAGAAAUACCUAUUAAUCGGCACUGGCGGCGCCGUGCACAACCUGUACCGAAAUAACUGGAUUGAUAUGCUGCUUUACCGCGAGUCCUUGGGCCAAGAGCGACCACCAGAGUCAUGGGCUUUGGACUUUAGACAAGCCACCGAGGACGUGGUGACUCAAAACCGUGGACCCGCGUUGAGGAAAGCUAUGAUUCGGCUUAUGCAGCACCCGGCAUACCGCGAGGCUCAAGCCACGGAUGAUCACUGGAUGCCUGCAUUGUUUGCGGCGGGGGCUGCUGGUGACUGGGAAGAUGAGGCAGACCCGAAUGUUUUGGCGGCGGAAACUUGGGAGCUGGUUAAUAUGUGUAACUCGCAAUUCACGUUUGGGUCGUACCGGACUGGUAUUCAUAAGGUCAAGGAGGGUCAGGACAGAAAAGAGAAAAUUCUCCGUCCGAGGAUGGUUGGAAUCGCCGCGUAG
This is a messenger RNA of Talaromyces rugulosus, 885 nucleotides long. RefSeq lists its product as uncharacterized. Gene Ontology annotation, molecular function: zinc ion binding; oxidoreductase activity, acting on single donors with incorporation of molecular oxygen; ferrous iron binding. The transcript is spliced from 2 exons. Lineage: Eukaryota; Fungi; Ascomycota; Eurotiomycetes; Eurotiales; Trichocomaceae. The coding region runs from base 1 to 885 and encodes 294 amino acids. The record is from RefSeq and is a predicted model, not a curated record.